Messenger RNA from Somion occarium, 579 nucleotides. The record is from the annotation of a GenBank genome assembly. NCBI's taxonomy places the organism in Eukaryota, Fungi, Basidiomycota, Agaricomycetes, Polyporales, Cerrenaceae.
GGGCCUCUAUGCAACUCUCUUGCCUUCCUGCAGCCACGAGCCUAGGACAGUGAUGCUCAAGUCAAUCAUCCAGCCUCUUCGCAGCGUGCGCUGCUAUUCAGUGGCUCCUGCACACGCAUCUCAGGCGCAGAAACCCACGGUCGUGCGUUAUCCAUACUUUGUUUCACGCACCCCAAAUGGCACUCUUCCCGUCUACUCCGAUAUUCGCAACACGAAGUAUAUUCUCCUUAUCCGCAACGUCGCAGGCGAUAUCAAUUCCCUUGUCCAAGACCUCCAACGCGAUCUCUUCCCCGCUGGAUCACCUGAGGCGGAGAGGCUCAAAAUUGAAACUCGCCGCUCACGGCAUCUCUACAUCCAAGGCGGACGAUGGAGGCAGAACAUCGUGGACUGGCUCCAAGCGAAAGGCUUCUAACGCCCCAUUCUCAGCAGCCCCUGGGAUCUUCGCCCGGCUUUGUGGACUACCCUGUGCUUCUUCGAAGUCUUUCCGACAAUGAAAGGCCAACUGCCAGUUAUACAUAAAUCUGGCGCUCAUAUGAUCAGCACAACUGUAUACGACAGUAAUAAUACCGGAUCGCGUUG